CUUUGCGGCGCUUGACGGGUUUUUCACUUUUGCAAAAUCGAUCAAACGAGCGCAGUAGUAGCUCAAAAAAGACUCUCUGCACCCGCAUCGAUUGCGCUUGAAGCCGCCACAGCGGUAGGACGAGCCCUCGCGACGCAAACAGACCACAGCUCUCUGGCAGCACAAAUUGCAGGCGAGGCCACGGCCGCAUUCGUCGUCCGCUGCAGGCGCGGAGUGUAUAUAAGCGUUCUUGACACCCUAGCCAUUGGGCGUAUUAUUGCUUGACGACGGACAUGGGCCGCCGCAAAAGCCAGGCGCCCGCAGCGGAGACGCCACAGACAUCGAUCACCGCGUUCCGCGAGGCCGAGAAGCGCUACCGGCCGCGGACGCGGACGCCCACCGACUACAGCGACGUGCUGGACCUGCGCGACGGCGCGGCCGCCGGCGUGGCCGCGGGCGCCGUGAGGCGCGCGGGACCGGGAGCCUACGAACUCACGGAUAGGCCGGGCCUGUUCGUGCUGCCGGGCGUCGUCGCGCCGGACGCGCAGCGGCGCCUGGCCUUUUGCUGCUACGGCGCGUACCACCGGCCGCCCGCGGAGACGAACUUGACUUGGCUCGCGCGGCGCGACGGCACGGCGCCGCCGCCGCGGACCGCCGCGCCGCCCGCGAACCUGCGGUGGGCGACGCUCGGCCGCCACUACAACUGGACGGAGCGGACGUACGCGUGCGACCACGCCGAGCCGAUGCCCCGCCACGUCGCCGAGCUCUGCGACGACCUGUGCGGUUUGAUUGGUGUGACGAUGAACGCCGAGGCGGCCAUCGUGAACUACUACCGGCCGGGCGACACCAUGGGCGGCCACGUCGACGACGCGGAGACGGACCGCUCGUUGCCGCUCGUGUCGGUCAGUCUUGGAUGCAGCGCGGCGCGGUGCGAAAUCAAGUGGUCGUGCGAUCGCGGCACUGGUUCAUUUCCAUGCAGGCGCGGUGUUCCUCGUCGGCGGCGCGACGCGCGACGUGGCGCCGACGGCCGUGUGGCUGCGCUCGGGCGACGCGUGCGUCUUCGUCGGCGAAGCGGCGCGGUCCUACUACCACGGCGUCCCCCGCAUCUUACCGGACACGUGUCCAUCACACCUACGAGAAGCCACGGCCUGGCCCGACGCGCCCGGCCCCGGCGACGGUGACAGUAGCGAUGCGGCGUACGCUGCGGGCCGGCCGGCCGACGACGAGGCGCUCCGCGGCCUCUGCGAGUUCCUCCGCGGGUCGCGGCUCAACCUCAACGUCCGCGAGGUCGGCGACUAAGUAAAUGUUGUUAUGAAA
This is a messenger RNA of Pelagomonas calceolata, 1296 nucleotides long. NCBI's taxonomy places the organism in Eukaryota, Pelagophyceae, Pelagomonadales, Pelagomonadaceae. The record is from the annotation of a GenBank genome assembly.